GGAAUGUAAAUAGGAGUUAAGAGUUUUUAAAUCCUAAAUAGGACUAAUUUUGAGCGGAUGGACAAAAUUAACCUCGUCGCGGGCAAUCGAUUGCUGCUGCGUUGAAACAUACGCAAAUAAUCCUUCCUCUGGCUUUGGAUUUGCUGUUACGCCAUGAGCAUUUGAUGACCACACUUAUACACAGAGUAAUCCUUCUCAUCGGUCGGAGGUCCCGAUGCGUUCAUUGCCGCAAGUUAUCGCCGACUCGCCGGAAUGGUCGCCUGCGCAAGCCAUUUAGCCGUCGACUAAUCUUCUUCAUCGUUUCCUUUUCUUUCUUCAUGUUAUUCCAGAUUUUUAAUCGAUUUACUGGAUUACUCGUGGAAGGAUAUACUCGUGGAAGAAAGUUUAAAAGAAUCAUGAUUGACCAAGGGUCCGCUGUUAAUAUCUUGACAGUUAGGGCUAUAAAAGAUCUUGGAAUAUUAAUGGAUGAACUCUCUGAAAGCUGUUUAAUGAUUCAAGGUUUCAAUCAAGGGGGCAAAGGGCGAUAGGGAUGAUAAGGUUUGACCUAGUCAUCAGUGAAUUGAAAGCAAGUACUCCAUGUCAUGUUAUUCAUGCCAAAGCCUCAUACAAUCUUCUGUUAGGAUGCCCAUGGAUUCAUGAAAACGGCGUAAUACCUUCGACAUGCCACCGAUGUUUUAUGUAUGAGGAAAAUGGCGUUGUAAAGAAGGUACUCGCUGAUGAGGCCCCAUUCACACAAGCUGAGUCCUACUUUGGUGAUGCAAGUUUUACUCAAAGGUCAAAUUGUUUAAAGAUAAUGAUGCUAAAGGAAAUGAUGUUUAUCGACCUUUGACUUGUUGAAGGUGUGGAGGGGCUCACAUUCCCUCUUGCACAAAUUGAGAUAUCGAAACCUCCUCAAAAGGCCUCUAAAGAGGAAGCUGAAAAGAAAUGUGGUGCUAAGCUCCCUAACACACGUACGAAAAAGGGAUUUAACCUGAACGCGUACAAGCUCCUUGCCAAAGCCGAGUAUAAUCAUAACGAACAAAAGUUAGGGAAUCUUAUUCUAGAAGCUGGUGGAGACGAGACACCGAAGCAAAUCAAUUUACGAUGGCACAUUGGAUUGAGUUAUGUUAAACCUAAACCUAUAAAGAUCUUCAUAAAUAGAGCCACAAUAUAUCAUAUUAGUGCCGAUGAAGAAGAUGAAGUGACUUCUGAACUAAAGUUCUCUAUCUUUGAUCGAAUUAAGGGGGGAAGAUCAAGGCCCGCCAUCUUUGAUAGAUUGGGUCCAAAACCAAAGAAAGUUAUGAAGAAGACUUUACAAGGACGGUUUGGAACAAGUCCGAUGAUGAUGAAGCACACUGAAGAUCCAUGCAUGAGACAAAACUUUGAAAGGAAGUCCAUUCAUGAAAGAUUUGGAUUGAAACAUGGAAGAAAUAAAUCGACCAAAG
This is a messenger RNA of Cuscuta epithymum, 1424 nucleotides long. The record is from the annotation of a GenBank genome assembly. Lineage: Eukaryota; Viridiplantae; Streptophyta; Magnoliopsida; Solanales; Convolvulaceae.